Messenger RNA from Xyrauchen texanus (razorback sucker), 7901 nucleotides. Its product is annotated as tyrosine-protein kinase receptor-like. NCBI's taxonomy places the organism in Eukaryota, Metazoa, Chordata, Actinopteri, Cypriniformes, Catostomidae. Gene Ontology annotation, biological process: regulation of cell population proliferation; regulation of neuron differentiation; protein phosphorylation. Bases 134 to 4693 code for a protein of 1519 amino acids. Gene Ontology annotation, molecular function: transmembrane receptor protein tyrosine kinase activity; ATP binding; protein binding. Gene Ontology annotation, cellular component: signaling receptor complex; membrane. The record is from RefSeq and is a predicted model, not a curated record. The transcript has 29 exons.
CCGAGCUGACGGAACUGGAUGCUUAGGGAAAGAUUUUAUUUGUUAUAAUUGAUCUUUUUUCCGCGCCAGGAAUAAAAGAGGACACAGAGCAGGCUAACAAUACUUUAUCUCCAGGAUCCUUUUUUAAGGAGCCAUGGAUUAUCUUCCUGGACAAACUUUUCUAAAUCUCGCCUUUCUCAUCUUUACAGUGUUUAGGAGCAGCUGUUCUCUGGUGGAAAGUGCAGCCGAACAUCCUCCAGUGCAACCAUAUCCUCAUCAAUUCAGUCCAAAAGAAGACAUUGAACAUUCUUUCUGUGAUUUCGAAUCUCCAUGUUCUUGGACCUUAUCCAAUCACAGCACUGGAGGGGACUGGUAUGUCAUAUCGCCACAGCAACACAGAUCCAAUAGGUGGGGCGUCCAACCAAUCAAAGAUCAUUCCACUGGAAAAUCUAAAGGCCAUUUUCUGAUACUAAAUCCCAGCUCAGCUCAGUUAUCCUCUGGGAGAUGUAGUUUCCACAUGUCCAGUCCUGUAGAACUUCGCAGUGGGCCACUCUGUCAUCUGCGCCUAGCUCGCUUCCAGCCAGAACCACACAUAGGAAACUUAUCUGCCUUUGUGAAAACCACUGACUCCUCAGUCAUCAAGCCGUUAGCUCUUACAAUCAAGGAACAUGGGAUUGGCAGGUCCCAAUGGGAGGUGAUGGAGGCUCUGAUUGGUCAGUUAGAUGAGCCCUUCCAGGUGACAGUGCAGUACUCUACCUGUAGCAGCCAUGAAGUCGGAGUUCUGGCAUUUGAUUCACUGGAGCUAAAGGAUUGUGUCAUGGGUGAUGAUGAUUUAGAUUUGGGUCCAGAAUGUGAAAAACUCUCAGCAUUUCACUGUAAUUUUGGAGGCUGUAUAGAGAAAAGACAAGUGUGUGAUUUCCAUACUGACUGCCCACUAGGGGAGGAUGAGGGAUUAAUAUGCGAUGCUUUACCCUUGGGUUCACACUGUUCAUUUGAGUCAGGCUCCUGUGGAUGGUUGGUGUCUAAUACACACUCCUCUUGGAAGCUAGUUAGUGGAGAACAGCUAAGUGAAAGUACUGAUCUACAGGGCACAGCUUUGCAAAACACUCAAGGGCAAUUCCUUUUCUUAAAGGUCAGAGUUCAUGGUGAUGAAAGUGAGGCAUUGGUUCAAAGCCCAGCUCUCCCUUCAACUAUAUCCAAUCAAGAAUGUCAGGUGCAAUUUUCCCUGUAUCUGUAUGGAGAUUUCAAUGGUACAGUUCUACUGUCAGUGGUAGAGAAUGGAUCUGCAGCACCUCAACUUGUGUGGGAGAGAUCUGGACACUGGAAAGAUAACUGGCAAGAUGUCACCCUGCAGAUUACAGAGACCUUAAAUGGGUUCCAUGUUAAAGUGCAGGCUUUCUGGAGUUCUGGUUCUAUGGCUGACAUUGCUCUAGAUGACAUUUCAUUAAGUGCAUCGUGUUUUCACCCAGAUUUAAAUGAACUGCUUCAUGAACAAAGACCUCAUGAUUUGGACUUUAUUGGUGAUUUGGAUUUCUUCAGCCCUCUACCAGAACCCUCACCAUCAGAGGUGUCCAUAAUGACAUGGUGGUUUACUUCUUGUGGAGCCAGUGGACCUCAAGGCCCUACUCAAGCCCAGUGUGACAGUGCUUACCGCAACACCAACGUCAGCGUGGUGAUUGAGAAGGAGGGCCCUCACAAGGGGGUUCAGAUGUGGAGGGCCCCAGCUACCAGCAUGUACAAGAUUUCUGCCUAUGGAGCCGCAGGAGGCAAAGGAGCAAAGAACCAUAACAGGCGUUCGCAUGGUGUCAUAAUCACAGCUAUCUUCCCACUGGAGAAAGGGGAUAUAAUCUACAUCCUAAUUGGUCACCAAGGAGAAGACGCCUGUCCAGGGCGUAACCCCCUGACCCAUAACAUCUGUCUUGGCGAGUCUUCUGUGAUUGAAGAUGGUUUUGACAUUGAUGGUUCAGCUUUGGAGUGGGCAGGGGGUGGAGGUGGUGGUGGGGGAGCCACAUACAUUUAUCGGAUGGAGAAUGGGGAACCAGUUCCUUUGCUGAUUGCAGCCGGUGGGGGAGGGAAGGCCUAUAUGGAGGACCCUGAAAUCAGCCUGGACCAGAUUUUCCUAGAACAGUAUGAGAAUGACACUGCAGCUUCUGGUGUCAAUGGCAAAUCGGGAGCAGCAGGUGGAGGAGGUGGCUGGAGCGACUCAUCCUCUCUCCCCCAAGCAGGGAAAUCUCUCGUUGAAGGAGGGCAGGGAGGCUCAUCCUGUCCUCGGGCUCUGUCUAAGCUUGGAUGGGCUACAUUUGGGGGGUUUGGAGGAGGAGGGGGUGCUUGCACUGCCGGAGGGGGUGGAGGAGGUUACAGAGGUGGUGAUGUGCCCCCUUUUGAUGGCAUCACAGCAGAUGGACGAGAUGGAAUCUCUUUUGUCCACCCAAUGGGAAAGAUAUUUCUGCAACCACUGGCAGCUAUGGAGAGUCACGGGGAAGCUGUCAUCCAGGUGUUUCUGAACUGCAGCCACUGUCAGACCCAGAGCUGUAAUCGAGAUAAAAAUACCAGACUCAUCUUCUGUUUGUGUGACAAUGACGAGGUGCUUGCACCAGACAAUGUCACCUGCACAGCAGUUGUUCCCCUGGGCUCCCUGGAAGAUGGGCCACCAUCCCUAAUUUUUAUCCUGGCAGUGAUCGCAUCCACAAUAAUUACAGGUGUCGUUCUGACAUGCGCCAGCCUCACUCUCAUUUAUUAUCGUAAGAAGAACCACUUGCAUGCGGUCAGGAUUUGUCUGCAGAGCCCAGAGUACAAGCUUAGCAAAAUUCGGUCCUCCACCAUAAUGACUGACUACAACCCCAACUACUGCUUUGCCGGCAAGGCGGCCUCGCUGAGUGAGCUUAAGGAGGUGCCACGUAAGAACAUCACACUCCUCAGGGCUUUGGGGCACGGUGCCUUUGGGGAAGUGUAUGAAGGACAGGUUUUAGGUAUGAAUGGAGACAACACAUCCAUGCAGGUCGCUAUAAAGACACUUCCAGAAAUCUGUUCAGAGCAGGAUGAGAUGGAUUUCCUUAUGGAGGCCUUGAUAAUGAGUAAGUUCAGCCAUCAGAACAUUGUGCGCUGUAUUGGAGUCAGUCUGCAGAUCCUGCCUCGCUUCAUCUUGCUGGAGCUCAUGACGGGAGGAGACAUGAAGAGCUUCCUGAGAUUAAACCGUCCCCGAACUAACCAUUCCUCUUCUCUGACCAUGCUGGAGCUGCUGCAGAUGGCCAGAGACAUUGCACUUGGUUGUCGCUACCUAGAAGAGAACCACUUCAUUCAUAGAGACAUUGCAGCACGCAACUGCCUUUUGACCUGUCCUGGUCCAGAUAGAGUGGCUAAAAUUGGAGAUUUUGGGAUGGCUCGUGACAUUUAUAGGGCAAGUUACUAUAGGAAGGGUGGUUGUGCCAUGUUGCCAGUGAAGUGGAUGCCACCUGAAGCAUUCUUGGAAGGCAUUUUUACCUGCAAGACUGACACCUGGUCUUUUGGGGUACUGCUGUGGGAGAUUUUCUCUCUUGGAUACAUGCCUUACCCCUGCAAGACCAAUCAGGAAGUAUUGGAAUUUGUAACAGGCGGAGGUCGCAUGGACCCUCCUAAAAGCUGCCCAGGGCCUGUUUAUCGGAUCAUGACACAGUGUUGGCAACACUGUCCAGAACACCGACCAAACUUCACCACCAUUUUAGAGCGGAUCAACUAUUGUACACAGGACCCUGAUGUCAUAAACACCCCUCUUCCAGUGGAGUAUGGUCCUUCAAUGGAGGAAGAAGGUGGAAUUGUCAUCCGUCCAGAAGGAUCUGGCAGCAUGACACCUUUUCUAGUGUCCCACUCUAUGUCACAGGAAGCCUCCCUUCGUCCCGGGAUCUCGGGCUUGACCCCACAGGCCCAAAAACCCCAUUUGCAGCUACAAAAACCAGUCCAGCUUGCACAGGACGUGGGCACAUACCGUGAAACAUUGGAACAAUGUCGGGCUGAGCCCGUUCCAGCUCCGGGGGUUUGUCCUGGGCAAUGGCUUCAAGUUCCAGACCACCGACCAUGCUCCAGAACUAGCUCAUCGUCAGGCAGCCAGAAGCUCAAGAACAAGACGAAAAACCUUUGGAACCCCACCUACGGUUCCUGGGUUCUAGAGAGCUUUGGCCGGGGAAAAUCAGCCCUGUGCCACACCCAAUCCAUGCCGCUGUCAUGUAACUCCACUUCCCUGUCUGCGUCGGCUUCUACCUCAGAGCCCAUUGACCCUGGAGUAGAAGUUACUAAUACAGCUGUUUCUACGUCCACAUCCCCACCUCCAUCUGCAACAUCCUCUCAGACCACUGGAAGUUCCACAGGGCCUCUGAGUCUUGUAUGGAAGGGUCCAACAACAGGGGCUACAGGGGUCACGCAGGAUUCGAUUAUGGACUUGGCGAAACUUCAGAGCUUCCCAUGUGGUAAAGUAAACUAUGCUUACGAUGAACAGAGCUAUGAGACCGAAAGCUUGCCUGUAUUUAUGGCCAAGUCUGUGGAGCCCUGCACCAGCACUGCGGCAACUUCUUCACUCGCUGCUCUUGGUCUGGCCACAACCAUUACUCAAAAACCUCUGGUCAAGCGCCAUGCUAGCUAUGGACAUGAGGAUGUUAGGAGGUAUACGCAGCCUGAGAAACCCGCGAGGGACAGGGAUUCUGGCUUUUCACUGUCUGAAGACCUUAGUGUCACCCCUGUGUAGUAUUAUAGAAGGUUCUAAGAGGUACUAAAAUGGUAGUAUAUAGGAAAAUACCCAAUAUUUCCUUUUGUUUGGCUUCAAACAUUGAUUUUGGUGUUAAUUCGUUUUUAGAACUAAGGUAUUUUAUUACGCUUUGACACUAAUUGCAGUAUAUUAGUAAGAGGCUGAAUGUCAGGUUAGUUACUGCCAGUAGACUACUUCAGUAUAAGACUCUAACUAUAAGAGAGAGAAUACAUGAUUAUUGUGAGGUACCAAAAUGCCAAAGACAUGGAGAUUUUGAGGUGUAACAGAUUUUCCAUUAACUGGAAGAUCUCUUCUAAAUGGCUGAUGAUUUCUAUUAAAAAUUCCACUUGGCUAAUCGCAGCCCAUGUACACUGAAUUCACUGGAUUCUUAUCUACUGUCAACACUGUGAAAAUACAUUACGCUCACUUUAAGGACUACAUGAAUGGAGAAGUCCUAUGUGUUUCUGUUUUCUAUUGAUUAAUCAUAAUUCGCAAUUAUUAUAUAUGUAAGUUUAGGUCACCUUUUCCAUUUCAGCCUGGUAUUAGGAGAAAAAUACAGUAGGAUCUAAAGCACGUUUAAACCUCACACAAUGGACAGUUGUAGACUAAUUUGAACUGAAUUGAAAUAUUUUGGAGAAAACAAUUAAAGGAAUAUUCUGGGUUCAAUACAAGUUAAGCUCAAGCGAAAGCAUUUGCGGCAUAAUGUUGCUUUCCACAGAUAAUUUAGACUUGUACGUACCUCCUUUACAUAAACAAAAGCAAAAAAUGCUGUUACAGUAAGGCACUUACAAUGGAAGUGAAUGGGGCCAACAAAUAUAUGCUAAUAUUCACACCGUUUCAAAAAAUAGCCACAAGACUAUAAAUCUCCACAUUCAAACAGCUCUCCUAAGUGCUCUUCUCUCCUAAGAUAUAAUCUUUUGUUUUUUCCCUGAUUUGCAUUCUUCAUGCAUAUCGCCACCUACAGGGCAGGGAGGAGAAUUUAUAGUAAAAAAGGAAUUUAAUAUUUCUUCUCACCCACACCUGUCAUAUCACUUUUGAAGACAUGAAUUUAACCGCUUUUUCAAACUUCAAAGUUUUGGACCUUAUAUACUUGCAUUGAAUAGACCAACAUAGUAGAGAUAUUCUUUAAAAAUCUUAGUCUAUGUUCAGUAGAAGAAAGUCAUACACAUCUGAGAUGGCAUGAGGAAAAGUCAAUUAUGAGAGAAUUGUCUUUUUUUUUUUGGGUGAUCUUUCCCGUUAAACUGAAUCCGGAACAUUCUUUUAACUUUUUCUUUAGGUCCACUCAGUGGACAUUUCACAUUGGAACUGCCGCCAUAUUUGUAAUGAACCACGUAAUAUGAUUUUUUUGUAAAUGCCUCCAUAAUUAAGGAAUUUAUUUUUGUUUAUGUUGCACAAGCCGAUAUGAAAGUUAUCCAACUGCCGAGAAUACGGCAAAGGCAACAGUUUUUAGUUAGCACUGUCAUUGUAGAAAUGUGCUAUUUGCAGUCAGCCAUGAUUGUUCUGUGUUAAUAAUUUCAUUAAUAAGGGAAUUAUAAGUUAAAAUAAGUAUUCGGCUGGUCACGUGACCAUUUAAAACAAAACAUUAUAUUAGGCCCCUGAUAUGACUAAAGUCUUCAGUCUUGCUGUAGAAAAGAACAAAUUACUGAUUACAACUUUAAAAGAGGUUAAAAAUGUCACAAAUGACCAGAUGAAUACUACUCACUUAAUCUUCAGUAACCGUCUCCUUCACUCUUGGAUUAAAAUGUAUCAUGGCUGAUUGUGAAUAGUGAAUUUCUACAAUGGCAACUGUAACUGAAAACUACUUGAUUUUGAAUGAUGCUGCAUCCACACCACUAGGUGUCACUGUAAGUCAAAGAUUACAUGAGCAAAAAUGUACUGAAUGUAUCUUUUUUAAACCUCAUUUUACUAAAUUAAAAUGGUGACAUGCGUUAAAAUUAAUAAAUGUUGAAAAACACUGCUAAACAAAGAUUUAAACUCCGAUUAAAACAUCAGGUUGACUUUACAGGGUGAUUUGACUUGAAAAAAUGCAUCAAAGAUCAGAAGUUUUUAGACUAGGCUUGAUGUUUUGUCCUGUAUUUAGUCUGGUGUUAGUUUUGAAAAACAGAACAUUUAUAAACAGUGUGUUGUCUUUUCAAAGAGGGCAUGUAUUGUGUGUAAAACACUGAGAUAAUUGUGAAGGCUUGACAAAAGGUGUUGCGACAGAAUGUGUUGGAAGUCAGUGAGCCAUGUGACACUUUGUGAGAUUGUUGUGGCUGCUGCAGAGAACGUACUGAUUUCCACUUUAAUGCACUCUUCUAGAGAGCUGCUAAAAGACACCCAUCUCUCUUGUGAUAUUUUUGCAAUCUCUUUUUACAUUCAAAAUGUUUACUUUAGCUAGCACACAGCUAAAUUGUUCUUACUGUGAUUUAAUUUUUCUGCAGAUGUACAUAUAUUAGUUUUAUUACAGCAUACACACAAACCACACAACACCUCAGUGUAUGUAAUAUGAUGCAUGAGAAGUUAAAUGUUUUUUCUUAUUGUUUGAGGUAAUUCUUUUAGUGCUAAUUUGUUAGCCAAUUGUACAUUAGUUAACAACAAUGAAAAAUGUUUAGUCAGGGACUGCUGAUAAUCUAUCUUUAUGCAAGACAGAUGAGAGUAAACUGUUUAAGCACAAUAUGUUGGUGUUUUGCAAAGUUAAUUUUACCUUGUCUUACAUUUUAAUUAAAAAAAAUGUAAUAACUGCCAUUUUAAAGUGCUUAAAGUUCAUCAUGUUUUGUUUUUUUUGUAGCCUUAUAACUGUUGAUUAUAAAUCGAUAGAAGUGUAGAAAUAGUCUUACUUUACUUAGGAAAAUGAAUGCUGUAUUCUUAGAUUACAUUUUAUUUCACUUUAAACUAACCCCUUUAAUAUAUAGCUAUAAUAUUUUUUAAUCUAAUUUUUUAAUAAUUUUUUUAUUAUUAUUUGUUUGAUUCUGUUGAGGUUAUCACUGCCAAUGUUCUGCAUACGUCUUGCUGUUUAUGGAAGGCUUUGCAGUAUCACACAGCGGCUCGUUUAGAAAGCCAAAUUAGAAAUGUAUCAUCACAUAAAGUGAAUUUUAAUGUAAAGCUUCUUUAUGUAUUUUCUAUGUUAAAAGGAUGUUGCUGUGUAAUAGCAAACCUUAAAUAAAUAGUUUUGGACUAUAAUCUUGGUAUUAAUGACCGUACUUUAAUGACUUUGGAAUUGCAGAAAUAU